Pseudozyma flocculosa PF-1 is the source of this 720-nucleotide messenger RNA. RefSeq lists its product as uncharacterized. The transcript is spliced from 2 exons. Lineage: Eukaryota; Fungi; Basidiomycota; Ustilaginomycetes; Ustilaginales; Ustilaginaceae. The record is from RefSeq and is a predicted model, not a curated record. Bases 1 to 720 code for a protein of 239 amino acids.
AUGUUCUGGUCAUCGUCCUCCUCGUCUCCUGCAGCCGAAAAGGCUGCUUCGGGCGAUGCCAACUCGGCCUCGUCUGCUCCAUCUUCACCCGGGCUCUCUUCGGCAGCGAGCGACUCGUCAACGACGGCAUCGACAACAUCGACCUCGACGACUGGCAGCGCGGGUUGGUCUGCCGACGGGCCAGCGGGUCUCGGGGUCAUCUCUUCCCUAUCCCCGGAAUGCACCCCGCUCAAGCACCGGUACGACUCGUGCUUUGACCGUUGGUUCACAGACUACCUCGCCAUCGGGGACGCGCAGAUACUCGAGCAGCAGCGUCAGGGCAACGGCGACCCCUCGGCUUCGCACGCAGGCGCAGCGGACCCGCCCAGGAAGAAGAAGAGCAGCUGGUUCGGAGGUGGCUCUGAGGACCAACAACCCUCUGCUUCGUCGUCGGCUGGCGCAAAGUCGGGCCUGUUUGCCACGUCUGGAGGGGUAUCGGCCGAUCCCGACCUGGAGCGCCGCAAGCGGGAGGUCAUGGAACGGUACGAGAGCGACUGCGGCAAGCUGUUCAGCGAGUAUCGGGCCUGCGUCAAGCGAGCUGCUUCGGCCAAGGGAUUGGACGCUCUGAUCGAGGAGGCCAGGGCCGAGAACCCGUUUCCCUUUGAUCACGAGCGACGCGCAGAUGGCCGCGAAAACAACCCUCCGUUUCCCUUCCCGGCAGCACGGCGUCCCACCGAAUAG